AUGACCGGCAGCUCAGACACCAGGUGGAAGUUAAAAGGCUCCUGCCGGCAUCUCCUCUUCUCGCUGCUUCUCUGCGGCUUCGUGCGGGGUUACAGCGCGGCGCCAGCCAGUCCAGUCGAUGUCCUGCAAGCUUUAGAGUUCCAGAAUUCCCCAGAGGGUGUGGUGAAAACAAACGGCUUCUGCAAGAACCGGAGGAAUGAGCCAGGACCAGAUGUGGCCUACCGAGUCAGUAAAAGGGCACAGCUGAGUGCACCAACCAGGCAACUGUACCCCGAUGGACAAUUCCCUCGUGAUUUCUCCAUUCUCAUCACCCUGAAACCCAAACGCAAUACACAGGCCUUCCUGUUGUCUGUCUACAAUGGCCAUGGGGUUCAACAGCUGGGCGUCGAGAUCGGCCGCUCCCCUCUAUUUCUCUAUGAGGACCAACAUGGUCGACCAGCUCCUGAGGACUACCCUGUAUUCGGAACCAUUAACUUGUCUGACAACAAGUGGCACCGACUUGCCAUCAGUGUCCAGAAGAAGAACGUGACACUGAUCCUGGACUGUAAGAAGAAAAUCAGCAAGCCUCUGCCGAGGAGCAGCAACCCUGUCCUGGACACAAGUGGCAUCGUGGUAUUCGGCACCAGGAUCCUUGACGAAGAAGUUUAUGAGGGGGAUAUCCAGCAGCUGUUGAUCGUUCCAGAUCCCCGAGCGGCCUACGAUUACUGUGACCAUUACAGCCCCGACUGCAAUACUCCACUGCCCCAGUUACCACAGGCGCAGGAGGCCCAGCUCCCCCUGGAGGACUCCCUGGAGUAUGAGUACAGUAAUGGUGACUCAGACUUUGCACAUUAUUACCAUCACCUCUCCGAGGAACAGCCAACAGUGGGAGGGGAGGAAAGCCAAACGCAGACAAGCAAACCCAGUUUAUUCUUCAAAGAGAAGACCAUUUCUGGGCGAACAGACACUAUGGGCGUUUCGACCAAGACUCCUUCCAAAAACAUAUUCACAUCUGAGAAGAGGGGUCAGGAGCAGUUCGAGCAGCUGACCUUUACCCACCUCCAGCUGGGGGAAAAGGUAGCCAACGAGAUCAAGAUCUUUCCAGGUGAAGACUGGAAGAUCUCUGAUGAACCAUCUGUUCGCCGAGGCGCUCUUCCCUUGUCUGUCGCCUGCAGCGUUCUCCGGAAGUGGGAACAGAGCAACCUCUUACCAGAGCAGCACACGGAGGAUUAUUACUAUGAGAUUGUUCAAGAAACAACCAGCUCUUCGUCAGCGAGUGAGAGAGGCAGUGAGACCAACAUGGAAGAAGAUUAUAAAGAAUAUGUGAUUGGAGAAGAUGAUUAUUAUCCCGACAAGAAAGACUCAGAGGGAAAAGAACAGAACUUCAAUGAGUAUGAGUACAUCGAACACGACUUCAAAGAAUACAGUGAAAAUGAAAACAGCCUCAAAGGGCAUGGCCCCAGUGAGCAUGACCCCAAUGAGUAUGAAUUCAAAGGGCAAGACUCCAGAGGUUCUCCAGUUGAAGGUUUAAGGUCCAAUGAUCCCAAUUUCAAAGCAGAUGAUACUGAGUAUGGCCCCAGUGAAUAUGACUUCAAAGGGCAAGACUCCAGAGGUUCUCCAGUUGAAGGUUUAAGGUCCAAUGAUCCCAAUUUCAAAGCAGAUGAUACUGAGUAUGGCCCCAGUGAAUAUGACUUCAAAGGGCAAGACUCCAGAGGUUCUCCAGUUGAAGGUUUAAGGUCCAAUGAUCCCAAUUUCAAAGCAGAUGAUACUGAGUAUGGCCCCAGUGAAUAUGACUUCAAAGGGCAAGACUCCAGAGGUUCUCCAGUUGAAGGUUUAAGGUCCAAUGAUCCCAGUUUCAAAGCAGAUGAUACUGAGUAUGGCCCCAGUGAAUAUGACUUCACUGAACAUGAACUAACCGGGCAACAGCACAAAGGCCAAGACUUGAAAGGUUCUCCUGCCAAAGGUGCAAGUACCAAUGAUCCUGAUUUCAAAGAGUACGAUAUUGAGUACGACCCCAGUGAAUAUGACCCCAGUCAUUAUGGCGAUGAAUAUUAUUAUGAGGUGACAGAAUAUGAGGAUAAGGAGCCAUCGGUCACAGAUGAGGAGAACAUUGGCCAAGGGGUUGCUGCAGAAAUAAGUGUGAGCACGAAUUCUCUGGGACUGAGAGGCGAGAAAGGCCAGAAAGGAGAGCCUGCUGUGGUGGAGCCCGGAAUGCUGAUCGAAGGCCCUCCUGGAUUAGCUGGACCCACGGGUCUCCCAGGCUCCCCCGGUCUGAUGGGUCCACCCGGCCCUCAAGGUGAUCCUGGUCCACGGGGUCCAAUCGGACGAGCCGGACUUCCUGGGGCUGAUGGAUUACCCGGACCACCUGGCACAAUGCUGAUGCUUCCUUUCCGCUAUGGCUCCAGUGGUGAGAAGGGACCACCGAUAUCAGCGCAGGAGGCACAGGCACAGGCUAUUCUACAGCAGGCCAGGAUCGCCAUGAGAGGUCCGGCUGGUCCGAUGGGACUGACGGGAAGGUCGGGACCAGUGGGAAUUCCUGGCAGUCCAGGAUUGAAGGGUGAUACUGGCGACGCUGGUCCUCAGGGUCCUCGUGGAAUUCAAGGAAUAAUGGGAGCGACUGGAAAGCCUGGCAGGAGGGGUCGGCCCGGAGCUGAUGGAUCCCGCGGAAUGCCAGGAGAGCCUGGUGCAAAGGGUGACCGUGGUUUUGACGGCUUGCCAGGACUUCCUGGAGAAAAAGGCAACCGGGGUGAGACAGGACCUCAGGGCUCCCCAGGGGCACCGGGUGAAGAUGGUGUCAGGGGAGAUGAUGGUGAGCUCGGGCCCCGAGGAUUACCUGGAGAAGCUGGUCCCAGAGGACUUCUCGGGCCCCGAGGAUCUCCCGGACCUCCAGGACAACCUGGACCUUCUGGUUUGGAUGGACCUCAGGGGCCCAAAGGAAACAUGGGAUCUCAAGGCGAGCCGGGCCCUGCAGGGCAACAGGGAAUUCCAGGGCCCCAGGGUCUCCCCGGACCUCAAGGCACGAUCGGACCCCCAGGGACAAAGGGUCCUCAGGGAAAAGCUGGUCUCCCAGGCCUUCGAGGAGCCGAUGGACCUCCGGGGCAUCCAGGGAAAGAAGGCCCUCCAGGAGAGAAAGGCUCUCAGGGAGUAACUGGUGCACAGGGUCCACUAGGAUAUCCGGGCCCCCGGGGAGUGAAGGGUGCCGAUGGAGUCCGCGGCCUCAAAGGCGGAAAAGGAGAAAAGGGUGAAGAUGGUUUCCCUGGAUUUAAAGGUGACAUGGGGCUGAAGGGGGAGCGGGGUGAGACUGGGUUACCAGGACCUCGCGGAGAGGAUGGACCCGAGGGUCCUAAAGGUCGCUCAGGACCCGCAGGAGACUCUGGUGCAGCAGGAUUAGCUGGAGAGAAGGGAAAGUUGGGCGUUCCAGGAUUGCCAGGAUAUCCCGGCAGGCAAGGACCAAAGGGAUCAACUGGAUUCCCGGGAUUCCCAGGAGCUAAUGGAGAGAAAGGAGCAAGGGGAGUUCACGGGAAACCUGGACCAAGAGGUCAGCGAGGCCCAACAGGCCCACGAGGAGGUCGAGGUCCAAGAGGUCCCACUGGGAAACCUGGAGCAAAGGGAACAUCGGGCAAUGAUGGGCCCCCGGGAACUCCUGGCGAAAGGGGACCACAAGGACCCCAGGGGCCAGUCGGAUUUCCAGGACUGAAGGGACCACCUGGUCCAGCGGGUAAAGAUGGACUUCCCGGUCAUCCCGGUCAGCGUGGGGAGACGGGUUUCCAAGGCAAGACUGGCCCACCAGGUCCGGGAGGUGUGGUGGGACCCCAGGGACCCACAGGAGAGACUGGUCCCAUGGGUGAGAGAGGACAUCCUGGUCCUCCUGGCCCUCCGGGAGAGCAAGGGCUGCCGGGAGCUGCAGGGAAGGAAGGAGCCAAGGGUGAUCCCGGACUCAGUGGGAUUGCUGGAAAGGAUGGUCCUCCUGGAUUACAAGGUUUCCCUGGGCAGCGAGGACUUCCUGGAGGCACGGGUCCAGCUGGACUGAAAGGAGCCGAGGGUCCCAUGGGCCCAGUUGGGCCAGUGGGCUCUCCUGGUCAACGGGGAUCAGCUGGACCUGGUGGACCUAUUGGUCUUCCUGGUCGACCUGGACCACAAGGUGGACUCGGCCCUGCUGGAGAGAAAGGAGCUCCGGGGGAGAGAGGACCCCCAGGACCAGCUGGUCGGGAUGGAGUUCAGGGACCCGUGGGGUUGCCAGGUCCCGCAGGUCCACAGGGACCUCCAGGAGAAGAUGGCGACAAGGGGGAGAUUGGAGGACCUGGUCAGAAAGGAGGCAAGGGAGCAAAAGGUGAACAGGGACCGCCUGGACCUCCUGGACUUCAAGGACCCAUUGGACAACCAGGAGCUGCUGGAGGUGAUGGAUUGCCAGGUCCUCGGGGCCAGCAGGGAAUGUUCGGGCGGAAAGGUGAUGAAGGAUCACGAGGAUUCCCUGGUCUUCCUGGUCCAGUUGGUCUGCAAGGUCUUCCAGGACCUCCAGGUGAGAAAGGAGAGGCAGGCGAUGUAGGAUCAAUGGGACCACCAGGACCUCCAGGGCCAAGAGGACCUCAUGGUCCAAGCGGUUCUGAUGGAGCUCCAGGUCCCUCGGGUGCAAUCGGUUCUCCUGGUGGCGUUGGUGAGAAGGGUGAGACAGGUGAAGCAGGUGACCCUGGUCCACAAGGGGUGAGAGGGCGCAAGGGUCCUAAGGGUGACAUCGGAGAGAAGGGUGAAGCUGGACCCCCUGGAGCAGCUGGACCAGCAGGACCAAGGGGGCCGCCAGGAGACGAUGGGUCAAAGGGUAAUCCGGGUCCCGUUGGUUUCCCUGGUGAUCCGGGACCACCUGGUGAAGCAGGAACUCCGGGUCUGGAUGGAACAGGGGGAGAGAAAGGAGAGGACGGGGAGGCUGGCCAACCGGGUCCACCCGGCCCUUCUGGAGAAGCUGGUGUCCCAGGACCUCCCGGAAAGCGGGGACCACCCGGAGCAGCCGGAGCUGAAGGACGACAAGGGGAUAAAGGAGCCAAGGGCGAAGCAGGCUCUGAGGGACCUCCAGGCAAGACUGGACCAGUGGGGCCACAGGGUCCUCCAGGAAAAUCAGGGCCCGAGGGAUUGCGAGGAAUUCCUGGCCCAGUGGGUGAACAAGGGCACCCAGGACCCGCUGGUCAGGAUGGACCACCAGGACCUAUGGGACCCCCUGGUCUGCCUGGACUGAAAGGAGAUCCAGGAAGCAAGGGAGAGAAAGGACAUCCCGGUCUGAUUGGGCUGAUCGGCCCUCCUGGAGAACAGGGAGAAAAGGGUGACCGUGGUUUGCCUGGACUACAGGGCCUUCCAGGAAGCAAAGGAGAUGUUGGAUUAGCUGGAGCUGCAGGACCUCUUGGACCCCCUGGACCACCUGGCCUGCCUGGUCCACUGGGGCCAAAGGGAUCUAAAGGAUCAACGGGUCCGGCAGGUCAGAAGGGUGACACUGGAGCAAUUGGUGUUCCUGGACCUCCCGGGCCUCCAGGAGAGGUGAUCCAACCACUGCCCAUCCGGACACCCAAGAAGACCAGGAGGUCUUCGGACAAGAUGCAGGCUGACCAGGAUAAGGUAGUGGACUACGUGGAGGGACUGGAUGACAUAUUCAACUCCCUGGACACCCUGAAGAUGGAGGUGGACCACAUGAAGAAUCCAAUGGGAACCCAGAACAACCCAGCCCGGACCUGCAAGGACCUGCAACUGUCUCACCCGGACUUCCCUGAUGGUGAGUACUGGAUUGACCCGAACCAGGGCUGCACUGGAGACUCCUUCAAGGUUUACUGCAACUUCACCAGUGGCAGCGAGACCUGCAUCUAUCCUGACAGCAAGUCACAGGGAGCUCAACUAUCUCCCUGGUCCAAGGAAUCGCCUGGAUCCUGGUUCAGUGAAUUCAAGCGGGGAAGGCUGCUGUCCUAUGUGGAUGCUCAAGGUGAAAUCAUUAACGAGGUGCAGAUGACAUUCCUGAAGUUGUUGAGUGCGUCGGCACGACAGAACUUCAGCUACAUCUGCCAGCAGUCCGCGGCCUGGCACGACGCAUUGUCGGACAGCUAUGAUAAGGCACUGAGGUUCCUGGGCUCCAACGAUGAGGAGAUGUCACAUGAUAACAACCCUUAUAUCAAAGCCAUCUCUGACAGCUGUAGUUUGAGAAAAGGUUUGGGCAAGACCAUACUCGAGAUCAACACUCCCAAAGUGCAACAAGUGCCCCUCAUAGACUUUUUGGUGAGUGACUUUGGGAAACCGAACCAGAAGUUUGGGUUUGAAGUCGGUCCCGUUUGCUUCCUGGGUUAAUGAUGGAGACCAGACUGUGUAGAGCAAUUGAACAUCCAACUUUCUCAAGGCACCUGCAAGUUCAACAGCUGGAUGGAAAUUCCUUCACUCUGUGUGCACACUAUUACCGAGAGAUUACUGAAUGCCCUCGUGGGGCCCCGAUCACAUGGCAUAAACCUAUGGGAGACAUGCGUGGAGUGACCCUGUGCCGUGCCGUUACCUCAGUGGAGUCAUUGCUUCAGAGGAGUCUUGUGUAAUCUCACAGCUGAGAUGCUGAGAAGAUGUAUUUUAUUGAACUGUAAUUAUUCUUUUUGUAAAUUAUCUCUCGUCUUUCAGAACUUGCAAGUGUCUCUC
This is a messenger RNA of Hypanus sabinus (Atlantic stingray), 6630 nucleotides long. RefSeq names its product collagen alpha-1(XI) chain-like. The record is from RefSeq and is a predicted model, not a curated record. Gene Ontology annotation, molecular function: extracellular matrix structural constituent. The coding region runs from base 1 to 6297 and encodes 2098 amino acids. The transcript is spliced from 68 exons. Lineage: Eukaryota; Metazoa; Chordata; Chondrichthyes; Myliobatiformes; Dasyatidae.